Molecule: messenger RNA, 4607 nt
Organism: Photinus pyralis (common eastern firefly)
Lineage: Eukaryota; Metazoa; Arthropoda; Insecta; Coleoptera; Lampyridae
Product: menin
Exons: 4
Coding region: 61-1926 (621 amino acids)
Biological process (GO): negative regulation of cell cycle; regulation of transcription by RNA polymerase II; negative regulation of cell population proliferation
Cellular component (GO): histone methyltransferase complex; chromatin; nucleus
Molecular function (GO): Y-form DNA binding; chromatin binding; transcription cis-regulatory region binding
Source: RefSeq, a predicted model, not a curated record
UUGACGCUUGGCUUCGCAGUUUUUGAUAAGUGAUGUGAGAUAAAAAAUGUAAUCAUUGACAUGGCGGGUUUUCGAGAUAUCGACAGGGCAUUAUUUCCAAUAAAAAGUAUCGCGGCCGUCAUAGAGAUAUUCAAGCACCAUUUGGAGAGGACUUCCGAACCGGACUUGGCGUUACUAUCAAUCAUCGUCGGCGCGGUAGAAAACUCGUUGACAUGCGGCCGGCCAAAUGCGCCGCAACAAAUUAGCGAUCCGAUCGAGUCCUCGAGGCUACCGUCGCUCGAGUACCAUACCGUCGAAGUUCUGUACAAUAAGUUUUACGCAAUCAUGAAGGGGGCCGUCGACGUACCUGCCAAAAACACCACUAAAACGCAAUAUGCUACAAGGGAGCUUGUAAAAAAAGUAUCUGACGCUGUGUGGAAUACGCUUUCUAGGAGUUACUAUAAGGAUAGGGCGCACUUACAAAGUCUUUUUAGUUAUCUUACCGGAAAUAAACUCGAUUGUUUCGGUGUCGCUUUCGCCGUCGUCGCCGGGUGCCAGGCGUUGGGAUUUGCAGACGUGCAUUUGGCACUGUCGGAAGAUCACGCGUGGGUCGUGUUUGGGGAAUUUAGUACAGAAACGGCCGAAGUAACGUGGCACGGAAAAGGCAACGAAGAUAAACGGGGCCAAGAAAUUGGUAAAGGAGUCGCUGCACGUUCCUGGUUGUAUGUCAAUAACAAACCUGUCGUAUGUACGAGAGCUAUGGAAGUAGCCGCUUUAGUUUCGGCCAUAAAUCCCUCGCUAAAUGCUACGCACGACGCGUACGAAGUUGCUUACUUACAGCAGGAGCUGUUGUGGCUGUUGUACGAUUUGGGACAUCUUACUAAGUACCCGAUGGCCAUUGGUAAUUUAGGUGAUUUAGAAGAGAUUUCUUCCACUUCCGGAAGAAUACGUUGUGAUAUUUUAUUUCGUGAGGCAAUAUCAUCGGCUCGUAGUUACUACGACAACAUGCACGUUUACCCGUACACCUAUCAGGGAGGAUAUUUUUAUCGUAACAAAAUGUACAAAGAAGCGUUUGAAAGUUGGGCCAAUGCUAGCGAUGUUAUUAGAAAAUACAACUAUUCGCGUGAUGACGAAGAAAUUUACAAAGAAUUUCUCGAAAUCGCCAACGAGUUAAUACCUCACAUAAUGAAAGUGGAAAGCUCAGGGUUCAGCGCCAGCUGCAUACUCAAGAAACCGGAAUGUUUCGCGUACCUGCUCCGAUUUUACGACGGCAUCUGCCAGUGGGAGGAGGGCAGCGCGACGCCCGUACUGCACAUCGGCUGGGCGAAACCGCUUGUAAAUACGAUAUCGAAAUUUGACUCGGAAGUACGUGCUCAGGUUAACAUAGUCUGUGAAUCGAGUCCCGGUGAUAGUAAGUUCGACCAUAAGGCUCAGACGAACGGAAACGCGACGAGCUGCUUGAAUAACAACAACAAUUAUUGUAUAUCGGAAAAGGAAAACAGGAGCAGCGAUAACGAGCUUAUUCACGCGAUCGAGUCGAAAGUUAUAAGCGAGGAGAGCGCCGACAAUAAGAAUUUGCAUCCAAGUAUUGAAGCGCUUACGGCGGCGUGCUCGGAGAAGAUCCUUAAUCCCGAGUUUCUCCUGCAAGGUGGUGGGUCGCCGUUUGUUGGUGGCGACGAGACUGUAAAAGUAGAAAAGCGAAACGGAACUACUCCAAGUACCUCAAAACAAACUGAACCUGAAGAGAAAAUCUCACAAAGUACAACUCCCACCGUCACUCUUCACAGUCAAAAGAUGAUCGGUUUAAAGGACCUCUUACUGUCCGAAAAACUGAACACACACGCCAUAUCCUUACACUUAACGGCACAGUCUCAGGUACAGGUCGGAAAGAAAGGUAGGACAGACGUGGAGAGUAGCACGAGACCGAAAAGGACUCGCAGAGAGUAAAAAAGUGUUACACUUUUAAAACUACUUAUUUAUUUUUUAGUCAUUGACAGUGAGGGGGAACGACGACGAAUCGUACUUAAGUUUGCCAACAAAAUGGUUUGCAAAACACAAUGUUGCUUGUUAUAGAGAAAUGAGUAUAUUUUAAACCAAAAUAAUUUUUAAAGGGUAACUUAUUUUUUGAGCGUAAUUUCCUUGUUGCUUGUUGCAUAUUUAUAAGUUGAUUUUUAUGGCUUACUCAUUUUAUAGGAAAGAUCCGAGGCUGUAUCAUUUUUGAGCAUUUUAACACGUGAAUCGGAUGGACAGGUAAGGUGCUGUGAGCUAUUGUACGAGUGCUGUAUAUAUUUAAUGUGACGAUCAAUAGUUCAUUUCAGUUUUGGUUAAAAUUUAAUCUUGAAAAAACACUCAAUUAGACAUAUAGAUCUUAGAUCAUAUAUACAUAGACAUAGCUUCCCAUUUACUUUCAAUAAGGAGCAUUUGUCCCUAACAAAGACAUACUUUGCACCGGAAUUAGAACACUGCACAUGCGCAAUAGCAUUUUAACACACGAAAUGACCAAGAAUUUAAAAUGUGUCCAGUGUGACUAUGGAACGAAAGAUAAAUCUAAUUAUAAAACACAUUUAUUAACAUACAAGGUCACCAUGGAUUUAAAGUGUGCUCAGUGCACUUUCGUCACCAAACAUAAAUGUGGUCUUAAAGUGUGGAGCAAGGAUUUAAAAUGUGACCGGUGUGAUGUUGUCACCAAGUACAAAUGCAAUUUUAAAACGGUGCACAUCAUUGGUAUUCGGUUGACUAUCUCUCUCACACAUGUUGGCCCAAGAUUAGUAGGCUAUAUCUAUGGAAUAUAUAUGAUCUAUGGCUAAGAUUUACUCUCAAUCUGUUUCUCAUUUUGUUUGCAUGUCGCAUACAUUAUAAGCACGUAAAAAUGUUUGAUUUUUCAAGGUUAAAUUUUAGCAGAGAAGAUCUAUUAAAAGUGUACAAUUUCGGAUCAACAGAUUAACAAUAGGAAAAUUAAUAGCUUGGUUGGUCCGAGUCCGAAACGGUUUUAAACAUUAAGCAAUGAAGUUGAUACCUUCUGUACAAAUUUCAUACUGUUAUUACUACUCUAUUUUUUAUAUCAAUUUAGAAAAGGAAGCCCCGAAUAUAAGUGAUAUUCUUGUUACUUUGUUAGGCAAUUUCUGUUAGUGUUAAUCAUUGCCAUUAUAACAAUUCCAUUUUUCUGUGAGAUAGAUUUGAACUUCCAUUUUGUAAAACUGUUAUGUUAAAUUUAUAGCGUCACUAGCGUAUUGAAAUUAUUUACAGUCAUGUUAUCCUGUUUUAGGAAAUCAAACAUUCCGCAUGGAAAUGUUAACAAUUGAGCAUAGGUCAAAUUGUUUAUCUGGGAUCAGUACAGUUUCAGAGAAAGCUAUGGUCACAGAAAAUCCACUUUUAAUAGUAAUGUAUACUUUUGUUUGUUCUGAAAUUUGGCCAAAAUGUUCUUUGGACCUGCCUCUCCUUGAACAUAUCCAAAAAACAUACCACCAUUUUGAAUUUUUGGUCGCCUUUUGUGGUUUUUCCUCUAUCUUGAAAACUAUCCACUUUUCCCAACCAUUCCUAUUUCCAAAACGAAAGCUCAUUAAAUUUCCUACAAAGAAAUAGUUUUUUCCCAUUUGGGAGAUAUACAGGGUGUUCCGAAAUAUGAUGUAAAUACGGCUGGGGCUAAUUCUUUGACUUAUUUCAUGACUAAAAAUUCACAUAAACAGGUCCGCAAACGCUUUGUUACCGAGUGGUUAUGUCAAUGGUAGUACAGGGUGUUGUUUUUUCAGGAGUCAUCUUCCAUUUUCUCCCCUGAACUUUUUUUCGGUGCGCCACUGGUCGAUUGUGAACCAAGUAUUUAAUUUUAUGUUUUGGUUAUACGCUUUUUGGGUAAUUUUUUUGUGUCUGCAACCGUUAUUGGGAAAAAAAAUAUCAAUUUUCUGUAAUCAGCUGAAUGAAAUGGUCCAGUAGGCCCUGCCUUUUUUUAUUGUUUUUAUUAGUCUUGAGAGUUGGCAUUGAAAAUUGUGUCUUGUGUUUGCAUAUGUAAAGAUUAGAUUGUAAAGUGUAUGGUAGAACUAUAACACCCUGUAGAUGCGGCAAUCGGCAACAUAGCAUUUGGGUUUAUAUGAACUUUUAGUAAUAAAAUUAACCAAAUAAUUAUCCUCUUCUGUAUUUACAUUUACAAAAGGGACGGCAUGUUGCCCCCCCCCCCCCCCCCCGGCUAUAUAUAUUCAAGAGAAAGGCCCAAUGAACAUUUUGGUCAAAUUUCAAAACUAAGUUCUUUUAUUCGGUGACUUUGGUAGUGGACUGGACUAUACAUAUAUAGUGUAUUUGAAGGGUCUUUCAAUUCUGUACCCAAUCCGUAACAUUUUUUACCUUACAAUAAGCAAUGUUGGAAAACAAAACACCUACUCAUUCAAGUUUUUAUUCAAAAGGUCAACAUUUGAAUGUUUCGAGAUGUGGGUUAUGGGGAGGGUGCAAGUUUACGUAGAAAUGCGCCCCCUUGAAAACUAAAAUUGACGUGUUCACGAUUUUUCUGUAUCUGGUACUUCAAGGUUUUUAGAUGUAAACAUUAUUUCUUUCAAUUUCGGAUAAAACAAUGGUACUGUGCCACUUACAUAACUCAGAUGACUCUCAGUCUGUAGAUGAUACCUUUACAUUACUCAGUA